Corticium candelabrum is the source of this 1387-nucleotide messenger RNA. RefSeq lists its product as uncharacterized. The transcript has 4 exons. Lineage: Eukaryota; Metazoa; Porifera; Homoscleromorpha; Homosclerophorida; Plakinidae. Bases 181 to 1131 code for a protein of 316 amino acids. The record is from RefSeq and is a predicted model, not a curated record.
AGUGAAGGCAAAUGGGACAAUAAAUUCCAUCUCGGCGAUGACAGUCGCUCGACGUUCUCUUGAAAGUCUUCCCUACCCUCAUGAUGGCCAAAAACGUCAUUACCUACAGCGUCCAUCUGCGCAGCCGCACUUUACGCUGACGUCAUCUAUAUUGAUGCCUAAUACGCAUGCGCUGAACAGAUGCAGUCGUUGACGGCAGCAAGUGUCGCCAGUUUGCAGUCUGUCGACUUGCUCGUUCAACGGAGAGAAUUGCUAGCAGCGUAUAGGCCUCCAGCUUUGCGAAGCGGCCGUGUCGACCGCGUGACAGAGGAGAGACUGACAAUCGUGCCUCAAGCGAAUACAGUUUUUUUCGGGCCGGUCGGGUCGGGUAAGUCGUCGCUGAUCGGGAGUCUGUGUAGAGCAGUGAAGGAUGAGUCAGAGUUUCCGGAGAGGAUAGCGCGCUUGUUGCAUCACAAUCCUCACAGACAGCAGGGCGGAGACACUCACGGCACUCUGAAGUGGAUGGAAACGAAGGGAAAUCGUGCGGGAACUAUUGUGUAUCAAGACACGAGAGGAGAUCAGGCUUUCGACCGUCGAGAGCGUGUGGUUCACACGCAGGCGUUAAGAGGCUUCUUCAGAGACGACAUGCCGCUUGAUCAACACCACAUCUUUUCGUCCUAUUGGUGGUCCGAGCGUUUCUUUUGGGAACGAAGCCUCGACGUUAUACCUCACGCCGUGGUUUUUGUCUUUGAUGGCUCCCUGGAACCGUUUGUGGCCGGCGAGAGUUUGCCAUUUUUCAAGCGUGUAUUUGAAGACUGCACAGGCUUUGGUUAUGAACCGAUUGUGGUCAUCACAUGCUUGGAUCUCAUUCAUCAGAAUGCCAUCAUAAAAGGAUCAAAUUUUGACGUGGAGAGAAGCAACAAAGCCGAUCUCAUUCUCGCCGAGUUCGAUCAUCUGAAUCUAAAAAAGAGCGACAUCUAUUUUGUGACAAACUUUCACGAACGUCGAGGCGGUCGACUUUGGUCUUCAGACGACGAAGGAUUUCACAAAGCUACUAAAGAGUUUGUCGAUCUGGCGGUCGAAUUGACUAAAGUAGCAAAUCGGUUUAUCAAACGACGAGCAGAUGCAAAUCAUGUCUGUACUGUAUCGUGAUUGGUCGGUUUGAUUUGUAUAAAUUAUUGUAUUUUUGGAAGUUUGCUAUAUAUUCCAAGGGGUGAAGGAUGAACUUUGCUUUUCAGUGAUUAGACUCGAAUGUCAGGAGAUACACUGUGAGUACACAGUUAUGCAAUACGACAUCUUGUCGGGUUUUCUAUUGUAACGGUUGUCUCAUAAUUUAUUCAUGUUCUGUGGAUAUGACUGAAGUAUAAAUUUAACAUGCAGCUGUGCAGGAAACUGGUGGAUCGGCCGA